Temnothorax curvispinosus is the source of this 2722-nucleotide messenger RNA. Its product is annotated as acyl-CoA Delta(11) desaturase-like. Lineage: Eukaryota; Metazoa; Arthropoda; Insecta; Hymenoptera; Formicidae. The transcript has 6 exons. The coding region runs from base 849 to 1967 and encodes 372 amino acids. Gene Ontology annotation, cellular component: endoplasmic reticulum membrane. The record is from RefSeq and is a predicted model, not a curated record. Gene Ontology annotation, molecular function: stearoyl-CoA 9-desaturase activity; iron ion binding. Gene Ontology annotation, biological process: unsaturated fatty acid biosynthetic process.
AACCGAUAAAGAAAUAACUGAUCAACUGAUAGGAUUAUAAAAACGCGCACGUUGCGGUGGAAAGCGCGUUCGAAAUUAAAGUUCGAAAAAUUCGAACUCGCACGUAAACACGAUGAAACACGCGAUAAUAGGAUAAAAAGAAAAGUUUUCUUUUCUUGCAACCGUGAGCGUUUCUCGAUUAGCCUGAUGAGAGACACCUCGCACGCGGAAUCCUUUGAUCCCGGUGACACCGGUCGUGAAUGCUGAGUAGCCGAUCGGCCUGCGUUGCCACGGCAGUCGACACUCGUGGACUGAAUUUUCGAUCGCUUCGCGAAAAGAUAUGUCGUGUUCUAUGAAGAUUGACUACUGCACGCUAGAAGAAAUAACGUCAUCGAGUUUCCCAGAAUUUCCUGCAUAUAUGUAAUAAAACGAUAAGCGACUACGUGCGCUUGAAACACGAAUCUGAAUCAAAUUUAAACUACGGAGAGACCCGCGAAGUGUGCACUUAUCGCCAACGUUAUCGCAGAGGGUUUAUAAAAACCGUCUACAGCCGCGAUAGCCUGUUAAAUUGUGGACAGUCUUGAGGAGAGGAGCAAGUGUCGCGUUACAUUCCGAUCACUGAAAAGAACCGUCCUGCGUGAUGAGUCGAUCUGAAAUUUCGAUUCGCUAUAUCUAGAUUCGCUCUUAUUGAUUUUGCACAAUAUCGCAAUCGAUAAAUCGGAUCACGGGUAUUGGCCAAUCUCGCGAGAGCUACUUGAAAUGCAGAGCAACGAUUGAAUCGAUUCAUAUGCCGGAAGAUCAACAGAGGAUUGUUGGUGUAUGGUCCGCAAGGGUUUCUAGACAACCGCAAAGCAUUUGAACGAAACUCGAUGAAGAUGUCGCCAAACGAGGAAAGGAUAGCGCUAACAAUGUGUCCCAAGCCAGAGACGGAUUGCAACGUGACGCUGAAGAGGAAUCGGCUGACGAACGGUGAAACAGUGAAGAACCACGAAGCGACGACUCAGAAGAACGAUGAGUCGUCGAUCGAGAGCGAGUACGUGCCGAGGAUAAAGUGGCUGGACCUUAUCGCGCAAAUCUUCAUACACGGCGGUUGUCUCUACGGAUUGUAUUUGGUGUUCACGCAAGCGAAAUUGCUUACACCGCUAUGGGCGUUUGCGACGAUUUAUACAUCUGGCUUUGGUAUUACGGCUGGCGUUCAUAGAUUAUGGUCGCACAAGGCGUACAAAGCGAAAUGGCCUCUGCGUCUACUUUUAGUCCUCCUUUUCACAAUAACAGGACAAAAAGAUGCGUACACGUGGGCAUUGGAUCACAGGGUACAUCACAAGUACAGUGAAACCGAUGCUGAUCCCCAUGACGUAAGGAGAGGUUUCUUCUUCGCUCAUGUAGGGUGGCUUUUUACGACACCUCAUCCUGACGUCGUCGCCAAACGUAAGGCGGUUGAUGUGAGCGAUCUAGAAGCGGAUUCCAUAGUUAUGUGGCAAAAAAGAUAUUAUAUACCUCUAUUUGCGCUGCUGACCAUCGCAUUACCGGUGGCGAUUCCUUGCUACUUGUGGUCGGAGUCGCUGUGGGUUUCAUUCUGGGUGAACUUCAAUCUUCGCUUCUGCAUCAAUUUAAACAUAGCCUUCUCCGUUAACAGCGUGGCACACAUGUGGGGACAGAAACCCUAUGAUAAGUACAUCUCGCCGGUGGAGAAUAUUGCGGUGUCGAUCGCGUCGCUCGGCGAGGGAUAUCACAAUUACCAUCACGUGUUUCCAUGGGACUACAAGACCGGUGAACUAGGCGAUUAUCCGUUCAACCUUACCACUGGUUUCAUCGAUCUGUUUGCACGGAUCGGUUGGGCCUACGAUCUGAAAUACGUCUCGCCAAAUAUGAUCCGUCGCAGGGCGCGUCGAUGUGGCGAUGGCAGUCACGUCUGGGGUUACGGCGAUGUCGACAUUUCGAAAGAAGAUCUGACAGAGUUGGAUAUGAUGGGUAAUGACGAAAUGUGAGACUGAAAAAAACUCGAGGCGUGUCCCGAUCAAAUUCUCUCGGAUGGAUCGAAAAAAAAACGUUGAGGAGAAGCACCUCCUCUAAUACGUCACACGUGGACCACGUGAAAUCAUUCACAAAGAUUUGAGCUAAAGUGAUACAGAUUUAAGACUCUCUGGAACUUCAACUUCCACAUAGAUUGCUGUAUACCAUUGAGAAAUGUUUAUAACGAUUAAAGAGAUAUUUUAAUCGCAAGAUAGUCGAUAAAUGUACAGUUGGCUCUCGAUUAUAAUCAGCGAUUAAUAAAUAAACUCUUUUAAUUACGACAACCAUAAAUUAUUUAUAAAAUUCAUCAUAGAGUUAAGAUGCAUAAGUUGUUUAUUUAUUGUAUAUUUAUGAGAUUUGUUAGAAUUGUUUGUUACAUAUAACAUAAUAAUAAAUUUUACAACGUACAAUGGUAAAUAUUAUACAACUUCGCAUAAUCGAGGGUCCAUUGUUUGAUACAUAGAAAGCCAGUGUUUAAUAAUACGUAUUAUUACGUUUUAUAUAAUACGUAUGUAAUCGUUAUUUGUUAUUGUCGUAUAACUGUGCAUUAUAAAAAUUUUUCUUUUAUUGAAUGUGAAUGACGCAAAGUACAAUAAUCUGAAUGAGAGAGACCAUUGUAUAUUGGUAUGUUCUAUGAUAAGUUUUGUAUAUUCUUGAAAUACUUUAUUUCUUUAAAUCUUUAGUUAGGAAAUUGUAUUUGAAAUUUAUUGUUUUUGACGAUAUGAAAAGA